Messenger RNA from Pan troglodytes (chimpanzee), 602 nucleotides. RefSeq names its product TATA-box-binding protein-associated factor 11-like protein 5. The record is from RefSeq and is a predicted model, not a curated record. Gene Ontology annotation, molecular function: protein heterodimerization activity; RNA polymerase II general transcription initiation factor activity. The transcript has a single exon. Gene Ontology annotation, biological process: RNA polymerase II preinitiation complex assembly; transcription initiation at RNA polymerase II promoter. Gene Ontology annotation, cellular component: transcription factor TFIID complex; nucleus. The annotation marks the transcript as partial. Lineage: Eukaryota; Metazoa; Chordata; Mammalia; Primates; Hominidae.
GAGAGGAAGCCCACCGUGGAUGCAGAGGAGGCUCAGAGGAUGACAACCCUGCUGUCUGCCAUGUCUGAGGAGCAGCUGUCCCGCUACGAAGUGUGUCGCCGGUCAGCUUUCCCGAGAGCACGCAUUGCGGGUCUGAUGCGGGCUAUCACUGGCAGUUCGGUGUCUGAGAACGCGGCCAUUGCCAUGGCUGGAAUAGCCAAGGUCUUUGUCGGAGAGGUGGUGGAAGAGGCCCUGGACGUGUGUGAGAUGUGGGGAGAGACGCCCCCGCUGCAGCCCAAGCAUUUAAGGGAGGCCGUUCGCAGGUUAAAGCCCAGGGGCCUCUUCCCCAACAGCAACUGCAAAAGAAUCAUGUUCUAGGCCCGAGGCCAGAGGGCAGGGUCUGUUUGUGCAGGAAGAAGUACCGCGUUCAUCUUCCAAUGACAGGAGUGUGUGUGCUGGAGCUCCUGCAUCUCAGUCCCACCUGGAUUUACCCACGAUCUCAGUGUCUUAAAAUGUGCAGUUGCCCUUACCUGGAUGAAGACAGCAGAUCGUUUCAUAGGAGCCUUGGCUAAAUCUUUGGGCAUUUUAAUGGGAUGUGGAGGCGUUUUUCUAUGUCUUUCCAG